This is a messenger RNA of Gilbertella persicaria, 192 nucleotides long. RefSeq lists its product as uncharacterized. Bases 1 to 192 code for a protein of 63 amino acids. The record is from RefSeq and is a predicted model, not a curated record. Lineage: Eukaryota; Fungi; Mucoromycota; Mucoromycetes; Mucorales; Choanephoraceae. The transcript has 2 exons. Gene Ontology annotation, cellular component: mitochondrial inner membrane.
AUGGCUGGUUCUGCUGCAGGAGGCUUUGGUUUUCACCCACACAUGGCUGGUUUCACUCAUCGUUUUGUUGGCAAGGCUUUAGGUGCCACAAUGUGGUUCUGGAUGAUGUACCGUGCCAAACAAGAUGGUCCUGUUCUUUUGGGUUUGAGACAUCCUUGGGAUCACCAUGGCGACCACGAUGAUCACCAUUAA